Iphiclides podalirius (scarce swallowtail) is the source of this 450-nucleotide messenger RNA. Lineage: Eukaryota; Metazoa; Arthropoda; Insecta; Lepidoptera; Papilionidae. The record is from the annotation of a GenBank genome assembly.
AUGGCGUCACGAGGCUACACGCAGCACGCCUCGCCCAUAGCCACUGCAGUACGCACGCUCGCGCCGCGGCCGCAUCUCGGCGAGCUGUCUGUCCCACUCACUCGUACCGGAUUUAGGGGUCGGGCGCGGAAGCGGGAGCGGCGGCGGGCGCGCACACGUGGUAUGGCGGGCCAGGUGCGCCCCGCCCCGCGCCCGCCCCGCCCGCUCCGCUCGGCGCGCUGCCCAACCGCUCACCUAGUCAGACGCGCGCUGCACUCGAUGCCCGAACGCCGGGAAAACACGAGCCGUUUUCCGCCGCGACAGCACGCAACUUUCGGCCGACCUGUACAAUCUAAACCUUGCAGAAGUCCAUCAAUCAAGUACCACUACGGGAGGACAAUUGUAACGGAUCGCGGACAUCAGCAGCACUUAACAUGUCCAACUAGACUAUUCAGCGCUCGUCUUAAGAGA